Messenger RNA from Sparassis crispa, 789 nucleotides. RefSeq lists its product as hypothetical. The transcript is spliced from 5 exons. Lineage: Eukaryota; Fungi; Basidiomycota; Agaricomycetes; Polyporales; Sparassidaceae. Bases 1 to 789 code for a protein of 262 amino acids. Gene Ontology annotation, biological process: DNA repair. Gene Ontology annotation, molecular function: DNA binding; catalytic activity. The record is from RefSeq and is a predicted model, not a curated record. Gene Ontology annotation, cellular component: nucleus.
AUGGCUAGGCGUUCUUCACACCCUGCAGUGCACUCGCCCUAUUUCCCGGCGCCGCCUUUUCGUCGUCGACGCAAAAAGUCUCCCAAAAUUCUGUACACUUCUCCUUAUUUCUCGCCUGAACGUGUGCAAAGGUGUUCCGCUGGCAGCGGUACGCCUGCGGAAGGCCCCCACAACGAAUACCAGUCCCUUCUCGAACUCUCUGGGUUCAAGUACUACAGCCAGGACUUCCUUGCGGCCUUUCAGGAGCUGUACUUUGCAAAGCCCAUACUUAUCCAAGAUCAUGUUGCUCACGACCCGUGGAAAUUCUUGCGCGCUGUCAUGUUACUCAACAGGCCAAGGGGUGCGAAGACUGUCCCGGUGUUCUUCAAUCUCAUGAAACCACAGGAUUUCGCCGUAGCACCGCAGGAUGCAGUGGAGGAAAUUAUCAGGACCCUCGGACUGAGUAAUAUGCCCGACCUCCUGCGCAAAUGGAGGUGCAAGACAAACGUGUACAGCUCCAUAGUUGCCGACAGUGUCCAGAAUGUGGUCGCUGAAGAGACAGGUUAUAAGCGGACACCUGCGUCACACCUUCCUGGAUGCGGUCCAUACGCGCUCGACUCAUGGCGCAUCUUCUGUGCCGGCAACGAGGAAUGGAUGUCUGUGCUGCCGAAGGACAAGGAGUUGAAGAAGUUUCUUUGCUGGAAAUGGGCAUACGAGGAGUUUCACCAGUGGGAUCCUGAACUCGGCCUCGGCAAUGUGAUCACACUGGAUUAUGUUCGGGAUCCGACAGUGCUGUUGCCGAGUGAGUAG